This is a messenger RNA of Pediculus humanus corporis (human body louse), 420 nucleotides long. RefSeq lists its product as uncharacterized. The record is from RefSeq and is a predicted model, not a curated record. Bases 1 to 420 code for a protein of 139 amino acids. The transcript has 2 exons. Lineage: Eukaryota; Metazoa; Arthropoda; Insecta; Psocodea; Pediculidae.
AUGGCGGCGACAAAAACGAUCACGGAUGGGGGGAGGAUAACAGGGAUUAAAAAACGACAAGCGAAAUCGUUUAAUUUCCGGGAAAAUCCAUCAUUGAAAUUUUCACCGUUGGAUAUACCCAUGAACGAUCAACACAGAGGAAAUAAAAGGCACAGGAGGUGUUUGUCAUCGGCUAUUGCACUCCUUUGGCCACAAGUCGUCGGACCCGUUGAACAAGGAAUCAUAGAAGAAAAAGGUUUCGAUGACGUACCCAAAACACCGAUAGAAUAUCGAUUGGAUAAAAUUAGGGAAAAGGCACGACAGGAAGAAGAGCAAAGGUUGCUCAUACGGGAUUAUAUAAAAUCUUUAACGGAAGCUCAGGAUAAAUUUUAUGGGACACCCUACGAACAAACAACUUAUUUAGAUACGAAUUUAGUUUGA